Molecule: messenger RNA, 12163 nt
Organism: Carcharodon carcharias (great white shark)
Lineage: Eukaryota; Metazoa; Chordata; Chondrichthyes; Lamniformes; Lamnidae
Product: meiosis-specific coiled-coil domain-containing protein MEIOC-like
Exons: 9
Coding region: 358-3036 (892 amino acids)
Biological process (GO): mRNA stabilization; male meiosis I; meiotic cell cycle
Cellular component (GO): cytoplasm; nucleus
Source: RefSeq, a predicted model, not a curated record
GAGGUGUCGGUUGGUGACGGUUGAGAACGCGAGCGAAUGCCUGUGAGGGCCGCUUCAGAGCGCGGUAGAUGGUGAGAGGGGCUGGAUCUUGUCUCCGCACCGGGGACGGACAAACCGUGUAAGGGUCCAUUUUGACGGAUACGCAAAUAGAUUUCGUGAUUGUGGAAAAAAAAUGUGACGACCUAAAUACUACUAAUCGCACCUCAACCUGAGCCCACUUCAAAGUUUGUAAUUCCUUAUGUCGAAUGCAAUGGUACUGAUGUGGAAAGGGGAUCUGAAUUUCUCUGCAAGAAGUUGGUCAGUUCAGCUUCCCCCUUCAGUUAUCAUUAAUCACAGGUAAUUUGGUAAGGAGAUACUAUGGAACAGCAGCUUUUCUCAACUUCUCUGUUAAGUGGCAUCAGCAGUUCUACGCCUUCUGUGGAUCCAGCUCUCUUAUAUAGCCAUUGGUCUGUGUUUGCUGAUGAUAGUGUAUCUCCAGUUACUUUUCAUGAUGGCCCUAAACAGAGGGCCCAAUUUAGUUUACCAGAUUCUGGAAAUACACCUGAUUUAUUUGGACUGGUCUCCAGCAUACUGGAUGAGCCUGACAAACCAGAGUCCUUUUCCAAUUGGGGUUCAUCCUCGAGGUUGUUUCAGUCAAUUUGGUCUACUGCAAAUGGAGAUGCCAUUGGAAAUACUUUGAAAAACAAUGUGGAUCACAGAAUUUCAAAUCGUUUAGGCAUUUCUCAAUACUAUGAAGAAAACUCUCAGGCCUUAGCUGAAACAGGAAAAUUUGAUGAACUUUAUCAGGGUUUUCACAAUUUUAAUCUUUCAGAACCAUGGAUGUCCAUGAUUAGUAAGGAUACCAAUCAGUGUGAUUCUCAACCCAGUGAUGUCUCAUCUUCAGUGAGAAACAAUACUAUGCCUAAUAAAGAAGGGUUCUCCUUACAGACCAAGGAAUUUGAUUGCUGUUUACAAGAUUAUGAGGAAACAGAAAGGGGAGUUUCUGAUUUUACUACACGUAACUUCCGUAAUAAUUGUCAUAGUAGUAAUACAAACACACGCAAGGAGCACUACAAAGCUGACCGAUUUAGAGAGAAUAAAUUUGUACCUUUUGGAAUUAAAGAUCGUAGCCGGAAUGCUGAAAAUAUUUACGGUUCACAUGUUGGUGAACUAUGGGGAAAGGUGCUGCAGGAAAAGCAACCAAUUCAAAAGGGAUAUGAAGAUUUCAAUGCCAGUCCUCUUAAAAAUAGCUCUUCUGUUUCACAGAUGAACUUCCAUGGGCAUCAGUUUUCCAAGGAGAAUGGCUUUGUUGCUGACAUGAACCGAAAAUCUGCUUUAGACUUUCCAAAACAGGAAAACCAUGCUCGUAUUUUGCGAGGCAAUUUUGAGAAUCAGUGUGAAAAGCUCCAUCAGAAUUGCUUAGAUGGCCUUCCCAGAUCAUCUGAGUAUGUUAAUUUGACAAGUAUAAUGCCACAGAGUGGUGCAUAUAGUCCUCAUUCUUCUCAAAGCAGCCAGUUGUGGUCUGAUAACAACAUGUUGAGCUCCUCUGGUGAGCCUAGUCCAGUGUUUAGAAAAGACGGGAGCAUCAUUUCAACAAACUCUCAGACAUCAACUAUUUCUGCUGUAAGUAGUGGAUCCCCAGCACAGUUACCAAUUUCCGGUGUCCUUCAACCUACAUACUAUCCUUCGGCAGCUCCAUUGGAAUCCUUAAGGCAAAACGGAUGCCAGAAGUUUCCUAGCAAUACCAUCAAUGAUUGGGGUUCAUCCAGUGCUGGUGUGCAGAUGCAAGAACAAAAGAAGACUAGUACAUCAUUGCAGAUUGAAUCUUCUGGCACCAGAGAUGAUCAGUAUCGAAAACAGUCUCCUAGCUUUGGUACCAACUGGACACCACAUCGCAAUGUUGGUAACGAUGAGCCAGGCAAAUAUUUCAGAUCUCCUAACAAACAUGGACACAAUGGUGCUAACAACAGAGACGAUAAGAGAGGACGGAAAAAUGGGUAUCCACAUUCUCUGCAGCCUGGACCUUUUGGUCAAAAUCACCAACAGUAUAAUAGUUACUGUAGAAAGCAAGAACAGGAUGGUAGCAAUUUGUCUGAUUUCAUUAAUCAUUCUUUUGUGCCCCCAUUCCCAUUCAUGAUGCCUGAUUUUAAGCAAAAUCAAAACUUCUCUCAAUUUGGCCCACAUGGAUUUUCUUCAGCCAGUUUUCCUUUUCCUCCUUCAACAUUUCCAUUCCCUGAACUUAUUGACUUUUUUCAUUAUGAUGACUUUAAUCAGCUGCACCCUUUUAUGAAUGAUCUUUUUGGUGGAGAUAUGACUACACCAUACUUUGGCUUCCCACCACCUUUUUCGAAGUACAGACCUAUGAAGAAUCGCAGUGGCCCAGCAAAUGAACUCCAUAUUCGACUGGAAGAGUGUUAUGAGCAGUGGCGAGCUUUGGAAAAGGAGAGGAAAAAGACUGAAGCUGAGCUUGCAAGAAAUUUUCCUGGAAAGCGAGUGUCCAGUUCAAACAAUACUCCUAUUCCUCGCCUGCCUUCCAAUCCCUCAAGAGUAGAUCGUUUAAUUGUUGAUCAGUUACGUGAACAAGCUAGGGUCUUGACUUUGCUUGGCAAAAUGGAACGUCUCCGAAGUUCUCCUGUUCAUGCUAAUAUAUCUUCAACCCUCAAUUGCCAUUUGGAAGCCAUUCAUGUCACGCAAGCACGUCGUAAAGAUGAAAUAAUUAAUGCUGCAAAUCGUCAGAGACAAGGAGCACCUCGCUACAAUGAUGAUAAAGAUGUUUUGGCCCUGGCAGCUGCCAUAAAGGAUUUAACUAUGUCAACCCGCAAGGCUCGUACUGCUCUCUGGUGUGCAUUGCAGAUGACCUUGCCAAAAUGUUCCCUAGGGAUUCUAGUCAAGCAAGUUGAAAUUGAAAAAGCACUAAAAGAGCUGGGUCAAGGGGGUGCUAUCAAAAAUGAGGACAAAAGAUUCAGUGAAGAGAAAAUACUGGAGAAACCUGAAUCUGACCAUGCUGGAUAUGCAGCAAUAAAGAUAGAAAGUGAUUGUAAGAGAGAAGCAUGUUGAAAAAGUAACAGCUUAACAUGCAGCUGCUGUUCUGUUUUGUGAGUUCUGCUAUGGAAUAUGUCAAACUGUGGAUGAAGUGUUUAAAGCAGUAUUGAAGUAUCUGUUUGCAUUGUAUGAACUUUUAGGAUUAAUGAUGAGCCACACGUGUUUAAAAAAUAGCUUCCCUAAAUUUGAAAUUAACCUGGUAAUCUGAAUGGUAAGGGUAAGUUGUAUACCUGAGAAGAGAGAGGAGGAGUGAUAUGGAAAGACAUUGCUUGGUUAUCAAUUUCUGAGAAAAUCUGAGAAGUGAAAUUUGAUCUCAGUUAAGUGUGAAAAUAUUAUUUUUGAUAACCACUUCUGGUGCUAUACCAGUUUGUGCUGUAAUGAGCCAUUUCAGCUGCAUCAGGAUAUUGGCAAACAUAUUUCUAUUUGAAACUGGCUUUGGUAUAUGUUAAUAUCACCAGAUAGUAACCAUACUGUUCAGGAGAUUGCACCAAAUCUUGCGUGGAAGAGAAGAGAAACCAAAUAAUUGCUGUUUUUUUCCUUAAUGCUGAGACAAGAAUUUUAAUUUUAAUGAAUGAGGUGAGUGAGCAUUUGUGACAAAACUAAGGGAAUACAGUACUGUUUGCAGUUUUAAAUAGCACCCAUUUUGGCCUGAUUUUGACAUAUUUGAGACCUGUAAAGAAUUCCAGUAAUUUACCUUUUUUAUUUUGUAAAGGGCAGUAUAAUUUCUACUAUGAGUUGAAUUUACUCAAAAAUGCAAUCAAUGAAGCAUGUUCUUUUAUGCUUUGCAAUUACGUAGAAUAUUUUUUCAUGACUACUUUAGAUUAUGAAAACUUAUUAAAAACUGAGAAUGUGUUCCAUUCUGAUGAGGUUUAAUAACUGUCAUUAGACCUAUCUAACUAAGGCUUAACACACAAGACCUAUUGUAAUAUUGAACUUUGCAACAAAAAAAAUAGUAAUGGUACUAAAAUCCACUGGAAGUGAACGAUUUAUAUAUUCAGUGGAUUAUCCAUUUUCACAUUCUAGCUGAAAUUGUGUGUGUGGUUACAGAAUUUGUUGCAAUAUUGUCUUUCUUUUAACUAGUUAUGUAACCUGAUCAGAUCCUAAAUUUAGUUUAGGCACUAGAACUUUAGAACAGUACUGUUCACUUUCCAUAGUAUUGUGAUACUGAUCAUUGAUAAGAAGAUUUGAGGAACGUUAGAAACUACAAUUGGAAUUCUAUCCUUUUUUAAAAAACUGUUUAGAAAAUUGAUUACUUUUAAUUAUUUAGAACUCAAAUGUUAUCUUUAACUCUACUUUGUAGUCACAUGAAUAAAUCAGAUUAUAAUGGCAAAUGAAAUCCUCAAACCAAAAACAGGGCUAUUUGGAAAAAGAGUAUUUGCCUAUCCACUCAGUUGACGAGAUUUUCAUAACUCUGUUAUGGAAUUGUAGAGUUUUAAGAUAUAUUAUUGAACAAUUCUGUUUGAGAUUAUUUGCUAAAGAAAUACACUGUUAUGUGCCUGUACACCCAAGAACAAUUUAGUUAUUAAUGUCAAGCACUUAAAAGCAGUCAUCCAGUUUUUACAUUGGUGAGUUAUUUAGUCAUAGGUUUCUUUUCUCAGAUGAGCAAACUGAAAAAAUUGUACCUGCAUCCAUAUAUGUAGACUUAACACCUCAAAUGAUUAAACGUGCAUCAGUAACUUUUAAUUAUCUUUUUAGCUUACUUCAGAAAUAGGUCUAUUCUUGCAUUUGGACUCCAAAAAAGUGGGGAGGUUACAAAAAUGAUAUUUUAACUAAUAUGUCUGAUUACGGUUAACAGCCCAUGAAACAAACCAGUGCCAUAUUUAUAGCUAUCUAAGAAUAAAAUCCUGCUAGUACCCACAUGUUCUCAAAAAAUAAUCUUUUUUCAUUUUUAAGCUUUCUCUGUUAAUUUUAUAUCAUUACACCUCUUCUCAAGGCAUUGAUUCAUAAUAUAAGUACUGGCUUAAUUAUUUUUUCAGUUGUGUGGCGGGGGAGGUGUAUAGCAGGAGUAGAAUAAUUUUUUGAGCUCUAAUUUAAAUAUGCUGAGUGUUUUGCAUCAUAUUUUAAUUUGCUUUCUGCUAUUUUAGAGGAGGAGGGGGAGAAAAGAAUUUGUUAGCUUUUCUAGUUUCACAAAUACCACUAGUAUGUCAAAUGGAUUCAGAAGAAAGAAUUUGAAAAAUUCACAAUCUUUCAGAUCAUGAACAUGAAUCCUCCUGGGGAAAAUAAUAGCAUGUUAACCACAAGUAAAAUUCAGUAACAUCUUAACUGUAACAAUCCUUCCCUCAUUGACCAUAUAUUUCAUCCUGGUAUGCUUCACAUGUUGCAGCAUUUCUGCUACCUUCUGCAUUAUGGCUGACCAUGAGACUCUCCCACUCUUUUCAUCAGGCAUAUUGGAAGAAUUUACAGGCUGAUAAUCAACCAUUUUGGCCAUGUUAUGAAUGCAUCUUCCAUGGCCAUCAAGUCCUGAAAUGGGACUUGAACCAGAGCUUCUGGCCCAGAGGUAGGAACAAUACCACUGCACCACAAGACAUUGCUGUCUGUACACCAAUUUUUCUAAUUAGUUUAUUUUAAAACAAUGUAAGUUGACUGGAGUACUAAUUGAGAAAAGGACUCCAUGAAUGUGUAGAAUCUAGAUAUGCAUUAUGUUAAACCACAGUGUUUUGGGGGUGGGGAGGGUUGGGGAAACCAAGAAUUUUGCUAACUGUAAUGCCAUCUUUUGUCUGCACUUCCUUUCCUUUUCUUAUAUCCCCAGAAUGGGUGUCAAAGUAAAAUCCCAGCAGUAAAAUCCAUUUCCUUUCACCAUCAAUGAGAAAGCCUUUUCCAGUGUUUUAAGGAUUUUAUUUGAGAAUUCCUUAACAAUUACUGUUGAAAAUAGUACAAAAUUGCUGUUAACUUAGCAAAGUGGCAUUUUUGUACUGUUUUGUAAUAUUAUGUAGUGUGUAUCUGCAGAAAUGGCCAUUUCAAACUUUACUGAUAAAAUUGAUCUUAAAAACUUAAAUCAAAUUGUUAAUAUUACUUUUUGUUAAAAUAAAAGAUCACCCUCAGCAUAAGUGGGGAGAGGAUUUUCUGUUUGCUCUUAGCAAAAUUGUAGGUGUAUUUUUUAUAAAUUUGCUGUUACACAUAGCAUACACCUAAAAUCCUUCUUAUCCCCUUUACUAAUCACUAUUUUUUAAAAAAAUAAUUUUUUUCUAGUGUCCUGAAAGAUAACCAAUUUAAUAAUUGCCUUGUAUGCAAACUUUGCCCGAUUAGGUGAGAAAAAAAUGUAAGUUAAAGCAACCCACCCAAAAGUGUAAUAUAGUUGUUAAAUAAAACUUUAAACCACAUUUUGUAUCCAAAUGCAAAUUAGGGCAAUAUUAAAUGAAUCUCUUGAAUGAGAUGUUGGUCAAAAGAGGCAUUUGAACUGCCCUAGUUUGAAACCUAUGCUCCUAAUUGUAAACGGCUGUGUUUUUUCUCCUGAAUUGAUGUACAUCUACUCAAAAAAAGUAUGCUUUUUAGUACCUGGGUUGCUAAAGCUAUUGAAUUAGAAAUCUGGUGACAACUUUAAUUCAUCUAUUUUAAGGUCUAAAAACAGAACUAGGUGCAAAUCUAGGAACAAAAGUCUUACUUGCUCAUUUGAAAAACAUUAUCCACCAGAAUCCUGUUGGAUGCUUAAUUGAACUGGGGGAUUUACUAUAAUUAUAAAUUGCUCUACUGAGGAGGAAUAAUCCAACAUGUUUAGCCUGAUACUUCCCAUAGUGCAAUCUUUGUAAUGUAGUCAUCAUCACUGCAUUUCAGAACUAAAAGACUGAAUGAAUGAGUACAAGUGCUACGUAACUUGAGUAAUCUCAUUUUAAGUCUAUAAGUUGUAUAAGAAGUUUAAGAAAGAAAAAGAACUGUUACUCAGGAUUAGUUCUUAGAUUUACUAACCCUCUGUGGUGGGGAAAUAAAUGUAGUACCUAUAUUUGAUCUAGCAUGCACUUAAUGAAGACAAAAUUGAUUUUUUUUGUAAUAUCAGUUUAAGGGAUUAUAAUUUUUAAAGCAUUCCAUAUAUUUAUUUUAAUAUUGAUUCAAACUUAAUUUAAAUUCAAAUUUAGUAUCUAAUGUACUGUAUUAAUGGGAUUAUUCUUGCCAAACCUUCCUAAUAAUCAGAUUAACUGUUUACUCAGGAAAUAUAUAUUUAAUAUUUAGUUUUUUGGGUUGUAUGUGCAAAGUAUUUUUCACAAAUCUAACUAUGUACAGUACUAGGUUACCAAAGCUAUUUUUGUUUAACUGAUUUAUUUCUAGAAUUCUGGAACCAUUUAGUGACUGUAGAGACAUUCUAUUACUUAGAGCUAGUCAUCUGCUAGUUUUCAUACUUGGGCUUAGACAAUCAGAAGUCUUGCGUCUUAAAGCUUUGUGAAUGUAGAGAAAGAUUAAGAUAUUUAUAGAACUAUUAACAUAGGUCAAAAAUGGUUUUUUCCUCCAUAUUACACUAAACCUGUUUGUCAAUUUAAUGCUUUUAAUAAAAAUUACCAUGUGAUCUUAUUUUUGAAAAAUUGUAUUAUAAACCAGGUAGUAUUCAUAGCUUGUAUUUGGAAAGAUUGGCUCAGGGAGGAAUCUCUUUGGGACUAUUCUAACCAUGAGAUUAGAUUUAAAGGCAAAGUAGUAGCACUCACUGAAAUUACAUUAGUUCUGCAUACGCAUAAAAUCAUUAAAAAAAAAAGGCAGCAUUGAGAGUCUUUGGGUUUCACUAUGUUAAGAUUUGCAUUUAUAAGCAAUCAACAAUCAACUGAAAUGUGCAAGAAACAAUAGUCUGAAUAACUUCCUAAAUGUGAUUUUGUAUUUCAUUUUUACUUAUUCUUAAAAAGACUUUUGUAUGGAUUGCAUUUUGUUUAAAUUCAAUUUCCUAUGUGGCCAGCAUAUAUGAACUGUUGAGACUUAAUUUAAAUAUUACAUUUAAUUAAACCGUCCAAUUUUUUUUCAAAAAUGCUGGAUUUCAUGCAUCUUUAUCUAAAAGUGUAAAACACAAUUUUCACUAAUCUUUGUUUUACAACAUAGUGCAGCCUAGCUUAGAUGUGCUCAUUCAGGAAAAUGUAGCAGUUCAGAAAGACAUAUACAUUAACUAUUUGUGGACAAUUUUGUAUUAAUGCAAAUUAAUUAGUGAACAAUAAAUGUAUGAAUUGGUGUUUGCUUACAAAAGAGUAGUGACUGCACUCCAAAAGUAAUUCAUCGAAUGUAAAGUUUAGGGAUGAUAGGAUUCCUAAAAUGAUACACGUUCGUUCUUUUAUUUAUCACUCAGAGAUGUGUAACAUGCCACUGUAAAAAGUUGAAUGUUGAUAUUAAUUAUAUUUUUGAUUAAGGAAAACUGGCUAACAAAUUAGUGCUGAGUUAAUGCUAACGGAAAAUUGAGGAAAGCAUGAAAUACUCUGUAGUGGCUUCCUUUCUGCAAAAUUUACUUAAUCUAUAUAAUUUGUCCAUUUAUAUCACAACGACUUUACUGUCUAACUAAAUGGUAAUACAAAGUGGAUUUGAGCAUUUAGGCUUUGGUUAAGCUCAUAUGACUUAAUAUUUGCUGAUAUAGCCAACUGAAGGUGCAUUCGUAUGGUUUCAUUGGUUAUGUUGAAAAGAGCUAGAAUAAUAAUUUGUGUGGAACCAAUGAUUGCUAAAGUUCUAAAGACAUGCUUGCAUUUAUAAAGCAUCUUUUAUGACCUCAUUUGUUUUAUAGUCAGUGAAGUACUUUUGAAGUGUGGUCACUAUUGUAGGAAAUGUGGCAGCCAAUUUGUGCACAGCAAGCUUCUAUAAAUAGUAGCCUGACAAUGAUCAGAUGUUGAUCGAGUGAUAAACAUUAGCCACAACACCAAAGCUAACUCACCUGCUAUUCAAAUAGUACAGUCGGUUCUUUUAUGCCCUCCUAGGAGCAGGCGAGGCCUUGGUUGAUGUCUCAUCUGAACAACUUUAUCUCCAACAGAGUAGCAUUCCCUCAGUACCAUACUGGAAUGUAAGCCUAGAUUUUCAUGCUGUUUGGGCUGGGACUUCAAUCCACAACCUUCUGACUCAGAGGCAAGAGUGCUACUAACUGAGCCACAGCUUCAAAGAUAUUUUGCCAUUAAGCUGUUUUAAAAUUGCCGUUAAAUGCUAAUAAAACAGACAGCUGUCAUAAUUUGGCUUACACCAUACCAUAUAUGGUAUGAGAUGAGACUAAUUAAUAUUUUACAACUGUUAAGAUUGCUUUUCUUACAUCCUACCUGCUCCCAAAAUGCAUAGUCUGCUUUCAAAACACUGAUAAAGUUUCUUAUUUUAACUACCAUGGUCCUCCCACCCCUCAUCUAAUGAUAAACAAAAUCCAAAUUCUGCAAUUUACAGUUUACAUUCUUUUGGAUUAAAAAAACCUUAAACAUUAAAUAAGUAAUUCGUACAACUGUUUCAUUGCUGAAUCUUGAAUGUAUGCAUUUAUGCUAUUGUACAAAUAGUUGGGAAGUAUUCUAUGUUAGGGACUUGAUUUCUUCCUGAAGGAAUAGUAUUUGCAUUUAUUUUAUAUACCACCAACACAGCUCUUCCCACCCCUCCUAAGUUGCUAGUUAACAAAAAUUGGGCUAAUAAUAUUUAAACAAAAUCAUCUUGAAGAAUCUUUUUCCUUAGUACAUUCAUGGUAUCCAGUCAUAGCAAUUUCUAAUUCAACAAUGCAAAGCAAAAUUCCUAAAAUUAUGUGUAGGUUGUAAUGCCUUAAAGAUAAGUAUUCUACUUUGUUCUCUGACUAGCCCAUUUACUUUAGUUGACAGAAAAUCAUGGGCUUUCAAGCACAGAAGUGGAAACUUUAUACCUUAAUCUUCAGUAAAAAUUUGUGGUCACAUUAAUAUUGUACCCUAACGACUGCAUACACUCACUUUAUUCACAAUUAAAAAUCUAUAAUGUAGAGCACCUUUUCCAUUCUGAAUUACUCAAUUUAUUUUUUAUUAAUGCAUUAAUUUUUCUGGUAACUGUCACUAAUUUGGAUUAUUCGGGGAGAAACAAUUUUCUGUUAGAAAGUGAAUUUUAGAAAUGAACGAUUGGAUUUGUUGAGAUAUUCCAGAAUAUAUAUUUAUCUCUGGAAUAGAAUGAAUACAUUUCACUUUUCUGGUUAGAAUGGACCACACGUGUAACUUUACAACCAUUCUGAAUUUAUAAAGGAAAACAGUUUACAGUCGAAAUCCACGGAAAUCAAUGCUGCCUUUUAUAAUCUAGAUUGCAACAUGCCUUUGUAUAAUAGGUUUACAGUUCUCAUUUUUGGUAUAAAUUUUAUGGAAAUAGUUUGCUACAGAUUUUAAUAAAGCAUUAAAAACGUACACAUUUAAAUGUACGGCAAUGUGACGAAGGGAAUUAAAGAAGAUUUGCUUGUGCAUUUUUGAAAUUCUUAGAUUUUGUUUACACAAAUUUAUUUUUGUAGCCAUACUGGAUUGUGCUCUAGUAAUGAAUGUAUUGGGCAUUGUAGAUUAUUUUUUGGGUUAUAUAUGUUAAUUUGUAUUCAUGGUGUGUGUAAUCUUUCUAAAUCAUUUUGAUGUGUAUUUUAAAUAUGGUAAUGUGCCUUUUACUGACAAUAUUUUAUUUUAAAUGGUAAAAAGCUGUAUGUAUGUUGGAUUCAACAGCUUUAUAAUUACUUGUUAUUACUGAUAGUUAAAAUAUUGCUAGUUUCUGCUAGCUAUUCACAGAAAAUCAGUUAUAUAAUGUAUGACAAUGUAUAGCUAACAGUUUAGCAUGCUAAUUUUCUUAACUGUAUUUGUAUUAGUCUGGUUCAGUAAAAGGCAUGAGGCACUUGCUUAAUUGUGAAAUCAAUCAACCUUCACUGGUAUUUAAUGGCAUGGAAUGUAAUUUAUGCAAUAAUCUACAAACUGUAUUCUCAUCAAAUGAAGAGUAUGUUAUCCAUAAUGUCAGUAUGUUCUAUCUUAGAUCAGUGUGAAAUUUGCUAACAAUAGUUUUUAGGUGCUAGAAUGUCAUUAAUCGCUUAUAUACUUUCCCCUUUCUUACUCAGUUUGUUCAUUUAACAGUAAGUGGUUGGCCCUUGACAUUUCUGCCCCAGGUUGAAAAUUAAAGCAUUUGUGGUACUUCAAUAUUUCCAAGUUUUUUAAUGUAAUAUGUUUAAUCAUGUCUUUUGCCUUGAUCACCAACAUUAGUUUUAAUACAAUAUACAGGAAUUUUGGUUUGCCUGAGGAAAGAUGUUGAUAUAUUUGCCCCACAAAUAAAAACACCUAAUUCAUAUACAGGGGAAAUUUAAUUAUCGUAACUUGUUAGAUUUACAUCGACAAAGGGGAACAAUUUUCAAAAGCCAAAUAAUUUGAGCUUUGAAUAGUUAAUCUUUUCACUGCACUUUCCUUGGUUAAUGUGGUCUUUAGCCAAUGCAACUAAUUGUUUUUUUUAAUGACAUUUUAUGUAAAUUGUGUUUUAGCCAGAGACAAACUGGAACUGAGCAUGUUUCUAAAUCACUGAAUUUCUAGAAUACCUGUAUGAUUUGCGUAUAAUAGGAAUUCCAUUGUUUCCUUAAGGUAGAAGAAUUCAGAGACUUAAGACCAAUGUGCAAUUGCAGACUUCUCCUGUGAAAGUAAGGUGUUGGAAAAGAUGGUCAUGAUAUUAUUGACUUUUAGGGGAUAACAAUGUUCACUAAAAAAAUGCUGUCAUCAUAUACUGGAUAUACUGGCGAGAAAAUAACCUAUAUUGCUGCUGUAAAAAUAUUAUGGCAAAAGUUUAAUAUUUUAGUUCCUGUUGAUAGAAUCAUGUGGUUGGGUUGCUCUGCUUUGGAGAUGUUCCACAGAUGCACAAUAUGGUUUGUUUUGUAAGUUCAGUCAUUACUUAUCUCAAAAAAAAGGACAAGGACUGAAAAUCUUGAUCACAGACUUUCAGAGGAGAAGUCAGCAGUACAUAGUGUGUAGACCAAUCAAAGUUCUGUUAAUGAAUACUGUUUAAUUAUAAAUGUACUGUCUUUGUGAAUCAUUUAAAACAAUGUUCUUUUGUUAUAAAUGUUACUGAAUUCAGUCUCGCUAACAAUCAAUUUAUUGUUUAUUGCAGUCAGCUGUGGCUUUCAAGUGCUGAAUUAUUUUAAAAGUUACAGUUUAUAUUUAACUGGGGCGUGUAGCAGCUUUGGAGCUGUUUAAAACAAAAGUUUGGAAAUUAGCACAUUACUGCAAAGAAAUAAAAGUUUAAAUUAGUUUGAUGUUAA